AUGCACAGGACACUCGCACGGACGCUCGGCGACGAAGAAGAGAGAGUGUCGAGUUGUAAUCGGGCGAGUGUAAUCAGCAAUACAAAGCGUUGUAAGCGACUCGAGGGGAGGCGCGAGUGCCCUUGGCGAGCUCGCCUCUCGCGCCUCUUCCCUCUCCCUCAUCGAGCUUUGGAUGGAGACGAGCGAAGGGUCGCUACUCAUCGCAGCACCGCACACAGCGAGUCGCUCACGCUGCACUCGCCCGCUCCCGUUGGCUGUGGGAAAAGUCCCCGGACACACUGA
Molecule: messenger RNA, 282 nt
Organism: Rhodotorula toruloides NP11
Lineage: Eukaryota; Fungi; Basidiomycota; Microbotryomycetes; Sporidiobolales; Sporidiobolaceae
Exons: 2
Coding region: 1-282 (93 amino acids)
Source: RefSeq, a predicted model, not a curated record